UACCGUUUUGAAACAAACGAUGGGGGAAUCUUUAACUUUUCCUCUUCCUAAAAUCGAUCAAAAUUCUUCCCAAAUUAAAACCUAAAACUAAUGAACAUGGAAGAACCCUAACUCUGCAAAAAAUUCGAACCCUUUUCAAUGCCCUAGCUUUCACUGUAAAUCAUUGAAUCAUCAAGCUUAUUAUCUGUUCGUGAAUCGCUCUGAUAUUAGAAAGAACCGUAUUCAGUUUUUCUUGGUGGAAGUGAAUCGAUCUAAUAAGAAUGGAAGUUUCUCUAUAUAUUAAUUCAUGGUGGCUUGAUUACAGUGACGGAGGGGGAGGCUUUUUAUUUGGGCGGCGUAUUUGUGAGUCGUCACGGUUUGGAUCCUACGAAAGUGGGAUACAAUGACUUGACUGGAUUUGUGGAGGAGAUAGGCUACCAAGACUAUACAUUGUAUUAUAGAGACUAUGGACCUCGUGGGUUGCAGGAGCUGAAUUGUCAGGAGCAUGUCGUGGACUUAAUGACAUCCAAGGAAGCAAUGCAAGAUGGUAUGGUGCAGUUGUAUGUUGUAGGGAAAAUGGCAAAGAAUGUGACUGCCUUUGUGAAUGCAAAACCUGCAACAUCUAUGAAUGCCACUGCCGAGACAUCGAAGAAACAAAAAGAAGUGACUUUCGGGACUCCAAAGCGCGUAAAUUUGACUUCCGGGACUCUAAAGCGUGUAAAUGUGACUGACGGGACUCCAAAGCGCGUAAAUAUGACUUCCGGGAAUCCAAAGCGCAUAAAUGUGUCUGCCGGGACUCUAAUGCGUCCAACUGUUAAUGCCGGGGCUGAUGUGACUGUCGGGGCUGAUGUGAAUGCCAGGGCUGAUUUGACUGUCGGGGCUGAUGUGAAUGCCGGGGCUGAUGACAUUGAAGGCAGUUUUGAAGACGCAGAAGCAGAAGAUCCCGAUUACUAUCCGGUUCAAGAGAGUGACACUAAUGAUGAUCUUUCGGAUGGUGAUCUUUCUGACGAUGAAGAGUACAAAUUUGCACGGGAGAACAAGGCUCGAUUCAAAAAUUAUGUUCCUACAGAGAAUCAUGUGGAAUUUAGUAGUGCCCUAGUUUUGAGGGGAAAAGGUGAUUCGGACAAUGAAGUGAAUAAUGCAAGCAGUGAGUAUGCUACAUCCGAUGGCGAUGUGGAUUCCGAUGUCAGUAGUGAGGAGGGGGAAGAUGUAGGCGAGCGGAGGCGUAAGAAGAAGGCUGCUAUAUAUGAUCCAAAGUCAGAUCAUAAAAAUUUGAAAUUCCAAUCAGGAAUGGUUUUUGUUGAUUCAAAAGAAUGUGCUGCUGCAAUUACAAAGUGGGCCAUUUUGAAUGGCUACAAUCUGAGGAAUAUAAGGACGAAUAAGAAGCAAGUUGAAAGGCAUUGCGAUGAGAAUUGCAAUUGGAGGCUGUUUGCGAGUUUUGAUCGAAAAACACACUGCUUUACUAUCAAAAGGGUGACUACUGCGCACACGUGCAAUAGAAAGAUUGAGAACAGACAGGCCUCGUACGGCUGGAUUGCUACUGAAUACUUGGAGAAAAUUCGGAGGAAUCCGAACAUGACGGCUGCAGUGUUGAUUGACGAUGUAAUGGACAAGUAUUGUGUGCAAAUCACAAACUCUAAGGCAUACAGAGCCAAGGGACAUGCACUAAAAUUGCUUAGAGGGUCUGUGGCUGACCAUUAUGCGGGGUUGUGGUCGUAUAUGGCGGAGUUGAUGUGAGUCGAUCCGGAAAGCAGGUUUCAGUUUAAACUUGGCGAUGACACUACAUUCAAGGGGUUCUAUGUAGGCUUUAGUGGCUUGAGGAAAUGGUUUAUCAAGGGAUGUAGGCCCAUAAUUGGGUUUGGUGGCUGCUUCCUUAAAACCUUUCUCGGGGGUGCAUUGCUAUCCGCUAUCGCUAAGGACGGGAACAAUCAAAUGUUCCCUGUAGCUUGGGCAGUUGUGGAGUCCGAGGAUGAAGAAUACUGGACGUGGUUUCUAGAAAUUUUGUUUGGAGAUUUGGGUAUUCUAGACGGCAAUGGGUGGAGUUUCAUUAGUGAUCAACAAAAGGGAUUGAUCAAUGCAAUAAGCAAGCUUGCUCCACACGGAGAGCAUCGAAACUGUGCAAGGCAUAUCUACUACAAUUGGAAAAAGGAUUUUAAGGGUCCGGGGUUGAAGAAAUUUUUUUGGAAGGUGGCCCGAAGUACUUAUCAAGCUGCACAUGACAAAGGGUUGGCUGAAAUGAAAGAAGAGAAUGAGCCAGCUUAUAAUGACUUCAUGCGACGAGGACGACAAAUUUUUUGCAAAGUGUUCUUGAGCGAAUGGCCAAAGUCCGAUAUGAUCGAUAACAAUGUGGCCGAAACUUUCAAUGGCUACAUUGUUAAGGCAAGAGCAAAACAUGUCAUUGAUUAUGAUCGAGGAAAUUAGAUGUUCUUUAAUGGAGAGGAUGCACAACAAGUUAACUCAGAUGAGCGGUGUGGCAGUUUCUAUUUGCCCUCGAAUAAGGAAGAAGCUUGAAGAGCAGAAAUACUUGAACAGGCUGUGUCAAGCUAAGCCGAGAUUUAACGAUAAAUUCCAAAUCGCAAUGGGACAAGAUGGAUUUGUGGUUGACAUGAGGAAUCUGACCUGUGCAUGUCGGUUGUGGCAGCUUACUGGACUACCCUGUCCACAUGCUUGUGCAGCCAUUCACUGGAAGAAUGACGAUACAUCAAGCUACGUCGAUGAAUACUACUCUAUUCAUCGGUAUAUGCAGGCAUAUCAGUUUGGUUUGGAGCCGAUGAACGGUAAAAACAUGUGGCCAGCAUCAGAGGGAUAUCCAAUUAAGCCACCGCUCUAUAAGAAAAUGCCAGGCAGGCCUAAGAAAAAGCAAAAGAGAAAACCUGAAGAAGAGAAUCGGGACCCUUCAAGGUUGGGAAGGCGUGGAAUCCUCAUGACGUGUAAAGUAUGCAAUACCUUUGGACACAACAAACGACCUGCCCUCAACGACAUAAUCGACCAGUGCAACAAGCAGAAAAGCAAAAUCCAGAUAAGCUUUCGAGGAAAAGAGGUCGACCAUGCAAGAUCAAUCCUAGUCCAACAGACCCACAACAACCAUCAAGUAGCACGAGACCUCCAAAAUUAACUCCGGCUGAGAAGCGAAUCAGACAGAAGGAGCUUCGAAAGGUUCGUGAAGGUUAUGGCGCGCCUACAAUUGAGGAAACCGGAAACAGAGAUGAAAAGGUAACUUAUUGUUCUUUGGUGUUGAAUUGUUAAGUGUUCUUUGGUGUUGAAUUGUUAAGUGUUCUACUGUUUUGUUGAACAGCUGCCUGGCCACAAAAGGGCUAAAUUUGUGGGUGGUCCACAACUCAGAAGCCGUCCGACAACAACAAGUGAAGCAGCUUCGACAGUAACAACUCCUUCCUACGCAAUGCCAACUGUUUCAAGCUCAAGACGAGGAGCAAUAAGAGGUACCGGAAGAGGUUCGGGUCGAGCAGCUAACAGAGGUGCAAUCAGAGGAGCUAGCCGAGGAGGAAAGACAAGGGGACUUGGACAAGG
Molecule: messenger RNA, 3507 nt
Organism: Mercurialis annua (annual mercury)
Lineage: Eukaryota; Viridiplantae; Streptophyta; Magnoliopsida; Malpighiales; Euphorbiaceae
Exons: 5
Coding region: 499-1716 (405 amino acids)
Source: RefSeq, a predicted model, not a curated record